UCUUCCUCUCCCGCCGGAGAAUUUUUCUUCCUUUCCCAUACAAAGGCAGGACCGCCAAUUCGGAGGGAGACUCGACACUUGCAAAGCUCAUCUUGUUUUUUUUUUUUUUUUUUUUUUGGCUUUUGUCUCCCAUGGCUUCUCGUAGCUAUGGCGCUUAUUCUUCUCCCCCGUGGUUACUGUCUGCGGCGAUCUAUGCUUUGCUGUUUGGGUUCCCCUGUUCUGCCUUGGGAACGAUCGGGUUCGAUUUCCACCACCGCUACUCCGAUCCCGUCAAAGGGAUGUUAACCGUCGAUGAUUUGCCGGAGAAAGGAACUCCCCACUACUACGCCGCUAUGUCCCACCGCGACCGCGUUAACUGGGCGAGUGGGUCCCGCGGUCGUGGCCUCCUCGAUCAAACUUCCACGCCGCCUCAGACGCAGCUCACUUUCUCCGACGGCAACGAGACUUACCGCCUUAAUUCCUUGGGAUACUUGCAUUACGCCAACGUUUCAGUUGGAACGCCAAGCGUUUCGUUUCUGGUGGCACUCGACACUGGCAGCGAUCUCUUCUGGUUGCCCUGCGAUUGCGAGAGCUGCGUUCGUGGCCUGCAGAGCUCAUCUGGGCAGAAAAUUGACUUCAAUAUUUACAGUCCAAACACGUCGUCCUCGAGCGGAAGUGUCCCCUGCAGCAACAGCUUGUGCCCGCUUCAAAGACAAUGCCCUACGCCGCAGACCGAUUGCAGCUAUAAGGUUGAAUAUCUUGAUAAUGGCACUUCAUCAACUGGAGUCCUGGUUGAGGAUGUGCUGCACUUGACACCAGACGCUACCCCCUCCAAAUCAUCGAAACUAGUGGAAGCAAAGAUUACAUUUGGUUGUGGCCAGGUUGAGACAGGCUCGUUUCUAAAUGGGGCAGCUCCCAAUGGUUUGUUUGGUCUUGGGAUGUCCAAUAUAUCAGUUCCCAGUACUUUGGCAAAGGAAGGGUACACUUCCAAUUCUUUCUCCAUGUGUUUUGGAGAAGAUGGGCUGGGGCGAAUCAGCUUUGGAGAUUCAGGAGGAAGUUCAGAUCACGGAGAGACGCCUUUCAAUCUUAGAAGCUUACACCCCACUUACAACAUUAGCAUCACUCAGACGGUAGUGGGAGGAAACUCUGAGGAUGUUGAGUUUUCAGCAAUCUUUGACACGGGCACCUCGUUUACGUACUUGAAUGAUCCUGCUUACUCUGUUAUAACUCAGAACUUUGACAGUUUGACUAAAGACCUGCGACAUUCAUCAUCUUCUACUAGUAAUCUCCCUUUUGAGUAUUGUUACGACAUAAGCUCAAACCAGACCGAGGUGCCCACGCUCGACCUAAUAAUGAAGGGCGGAGAUUACUUUAACGUGACUGACCCUCUGGUAUAUGUGAAUCUUCAGAAUGGCGGCCUUCUGUACUGCCUAGGACUGGUGAAGAGUGGUAAUGUCAACAUCAUCGGACAGAACUUCAUGACUGGUUAUCGGAUAAUCUUUGAUCGGGACAGGAAUGUUUUGGGUUGGAAAUCAUCAAAUUGUUACACCAAAGAGAGUUCCAACACCUUACCAAUCGGCCCCACAGAUUCUUCCAUGGUGCCGCCGGCUACAGCAGUGAACCCAGAAGCCACUGAUACUGGCGGGAACAAUAACAGUGCAUCUGGAUCCGGACAACGGAAUAAUUCACCACGAAAACUUGUGUUGUUUAGAUUUAGGGUCGUCACAGCUGUUAUUUGCUUGAUGUUAUUCUUUACUGUUUGAUUCUUCCUUUCACCGAUUGUUAUCUUCUCGGAGGUGUCUACAUUUAGAGUGCACACACGGUACACAGCAGUUAUAGGCAUUUCGUUUCUGGUUUAGCUCAGGAAGCAGGCAAUGUUAGCUAGCUCCUUUUUACCUGUAUUUUUGGUUCAUAAUAGAGCUACUUUGAAUACAAUCUGCCAUAUGUUCUGCUCCACUGUAAUAAGACAUUUUAUAAAAGUUUGAAAGUCACAAAAUUUCCCUUCAGGUUCUGUGCAUCAAAACAACAUUGCAAAACCGAUACCAUAUCGAAAAGUCUACUAGACAGACAAAAUUACAG
Messenger RNA from Linum trigynum, 2058 nucleotides. The record is from the annotation of a GenBank genome assembly. Lineage: Eukaryota; Viridiplantae; Streptophyta; Magnoliopsida; Malpighiales; Linaceae.